AGCCCAAACCAAACCAAACCCUCCGAGUGUCGCCAUGUCAGUACCAUCAAUAUAUUGCAAGACCAGCAUGCAUAGAUAGUUGCCAUCCUCAUCUUGCCCAUACGGCUCAAUAAAUUCCAUCGAAGGACAAGUUCUUGCCCUCAUCAAACGAGAAAGCAACCAUGUUGUUAUCAGAAGUUUCACGGCUGGAAACAAGUCGCACAACCCGCCGUACAUUCCUCCGUCCAAAAGAUCAGAGGGCAGCCCCAUCGCAGUCACGACUGUCCACGAAGUGUUCAGGAAGACCACAGAAAAAGACGCCACCAUCCAGAAUCACCGACAAAGGCGCUGUACUAUUGACAAGAUCAGUGGACUCUCCAGAGACGAUGAUGGACACGUCCGUCACAUUGAUCGCGUAUUCAAUGACUGUUAUUAUCGAUGCCUCCGAAGUUUAUUUCCCCAAUGCCUGCAUCGCGGUCGUUUAGGUACAGACCGAAAAAUUUCGCGUCGAUAUAUUUUUCAUCAUAAAAGAGGGGACGGCGGUCGCACUCUUGUUUGGGCCUUGCUAGCUAUAG
Saitoella complicata NRRL Y-17804 is the source of this 554-nucleotide messenger RNA. RefSeq lists its product as uncharacterized. The record is from RefSeq and is a predicted model, not a curated record. The transcript has 2 exons. The coding region runs from base 162 to 464 and encodes 100 amino acids. NCBI's taxonomy places the organism in Eukaryota, Fungi, Ascomycota, Saitoellomycetes, Saitoellales, Saitoellaceae.